UUGAAUGCUUGAAAGAAAACAUAUCUAAAAUAAAAAAAAAAAAGUAGAAAAAUGUUCUUAAUUAUUUGUACACUCGUGAUCGUAUUGCUUGCGCUGCUCUACAAAUGGUCCGUGGCCAAUUACCAGAUCUUUGAGCAGCGGGGUGUGCCCUAUGCGAAGCCCACCCCGCUGCUGGGCAACAUUGGCCUGAAGGAACUGUUUGGUGCUGCGCCCCACUUCAGCAGGCAAAUCCAAGAGCAUCGGCAAUUUCGAGACGCGAAAGUUUAUGGCUUUUUCUUUCUGCGUGAUCCGAUAUUUGUGGUGCGCGAUCUGGAGCUGAUCAAGACUGUGGGCAUCAAGGAGUUUGAUCAUUUCCCGAAUCAUGUUGGCACCGAGCAAAUUAAGACGCUGCUGUCCAAGAGUCUGCUGAGGCUAAAGGAUCGCGAAUGGCGGGAAAUGCGUAAUAUAUUAUCGCCCACCUUUACCGGCAUCAAAAUGCGUGCCAUGUACGAGCUGAUCAAUGUCUGCAGUGAGGUGGGCGUGGCAUAUAUUGAACAACAGCUAAAAGAGGCGCCGGGCGAUGGCAUCGAGCUGGAAAUGAAGGAUUAUUUUACGCGUUUCACCAACGAUGUCAUCGCCUCGACUGCGUUUGGCAUCAAGGUCAACUCGUUUGAGGAGAAGGACAACAAAUUCUUUCAAAUUGGUCAGACUGUGACCCAGGUCAAGCCUGUGGUCAUGCUCAAGGCGAUACUUUACAUUUUUAUACCCAGAUUAAUGAAGGCUUUGCGAGUCAGCAUUCUGGAUGAAACGACUGUCAAUUAUUUUAGAUCCCUGGUUUUUGAUGCCAUCAAAUAUCGUGUGGAGCACAAGAUAAUACGACCCGAUAUGAUUCAUCUGCUGAUGGAGGCGCAACGCAAGGCUGACGAUGCCGAGUCGGGCAAGAAGUUCUCGGAUGACGAUCUGCUGGCCCAGUGCCUGCUCUUCUUUGCCGCGGGCUUCGAGACGGUUUCCACCUGCCUCUGCUUUUGCACCUAUGAAUUGUGCAUGAAUCCGGCGGUGCAAGAGCAGCUCUACGACGAAAUUCAGAGUGUGGAGCAGCAAUUGCAGGGUAAACCCCUCGACUAUGACACACUUAUGCACAUGAAGUACAUGGACAUGGUCGUAUCGGAAGUAUUACGCAAAUGGCCGCCGGCAUCGAGAACCGAUCGCGGCUGCAAUGCAGAUAUCGAUUUACGGGAUGAAAACAAUCAAAUUGUGGUCUCUCUAAAGCAGGGCGAUCGCAUAUUUAUACCCAUUAUGGGCUUACAUUAUGAUCCCGAACAUUUCGCAGAGCCCGAAGAGUUCAGGCCCGAACGUUUUUCGGACGAAAACAAACAUGAAAUUCAGCAAUUCUCGUAUCUGCCCUUCGGCGUGGGACCACGUAAUUGCAUUGGAAAUCGUAUGGCCCUCAUGGAGGUCAAGUCUAUGAUAUAUCAUUUGCUGUCCAAGUUCGAGCUGCUGCCAGCACAGAAAACUACCAAGGACAUGAUGGGCGACAUCUUGGGCUUCCAGAUGGUGCCCAAGCAAAAGUUCUGGAUUAAGUAUGUGGCCAGAAAAACUGAUAAGAACAGCCCCUAAGCUCUGCGCAGCAGGUGCAACAAAUAAGUGUGACAGAUUUGUUUUCAAUGGAGCCUCAUUGAAAUUUCUCUGCUCUUGCCUUGGCUGCGGGGCAGGCUCUAGCUGCCACACACUUUUGGCUAAUUAAUCAUUUUGCAUUCUAAUUAAAAGUUUAUUCUAUGUGCAGACUUCGCAGUUGAGUCUCUCAUUAAUCAAGCUAAAGACACACAGGAAAUUGCAUUAUUCGGCUGCAUUUAAUUAAUUAUUUUUGUAU
This is a messenger RNA of Drosophila novamexicana, 1849 nucleotides long. It is a transcript of the gene Cyp9h1, whose product is annotated as probable cytochrome P450 9h1. NCBI's taxonomy places the organism in Eukaryota, Metazoa, Arthropoda, Insecta, Diptera, Drosophilidae. Bases 52 to 1596 code for a protein of 514 amino acids. The record is from RefSeq and is a predicted model, not a curated record. The transcript is spliced from 3 exons. Gene Ontology annotation, molecular function: oxidoreductase activity, acting on paired donors, with incorporation or reduction of molecular oxygen; heme binding; monooxygenase activity.